Messenger RNA from Xylaria bambusicola, 1800 nucleotides. RefSeq lists its product as uncharacterized. The transcript has 2 exons. The coding region runs from base 1 to 1590 and encodes 529 amino acids. The record is from RefSeq and is a predicted model, not a curated record. NCBI's taxonomy places the organism in Eukaryota, Fungi, Ascomycota, Sordariomycetes, Xylariales, Xylariaceae.
AUGAACUCUAUUGGGUUUCAGAAAUAUGUGGAGGAGAUGAAUCGACAGUCGCUUGACAAAAAGCCAGAACACCAGGGCAGCGUCAUAGAUACAUCUCCCCGCAUUAUCGGUGGGCUGGCGAGGAGUCGUUGGGCUCAUUCAGCGCACAACAACCCACAAGAUGGCCGCGUUAGACAGUCGCCAGCCGCCUCACUCACGCUUUUCCAGAGCAACGCCAACGUCUCACACCCAAAGGAGCCAAUCUACACUCAGCCUAGUGGAUGGGACGACCCAGAAUCUACUGCGAGCCAAAUCGAAGAACAGAGUGGCCAGCAUUUGAAGCUCGAGACGUUCGUGCUGACUUCUGGAGAAGAGUCUCACGAUACCCAGAAGAAUGGCGUAUCUCUCACUGACGUUGUCCCUGAUCCACGGGCACAUUGGCCAACUGAGACAGGCUUCGCCAAUAAAACCAGCCAAAGCGUCGCAAGUCAGUUUCAGGAAUGGGACCGGCGAUCUCAGAAGAAGUCUUCAGAUGACAUUUCCUCCCUUACGCAGGAAGAGAAAGCCGUUCCGCAAUACGUCUUUGAUUUCAUCGAUGUUUGGAGGCGACGUGCCCAUGUUGUGAAAGCAGACUUUCUCUCCCAGGGCGGAGAUCUCCAUGAGGACUGCGACGUAGAUACAUAUGGAGGUGUUCUAAUGGAGCCUGUGGAGCAUCCAGUAACAAAAAUGCACGAAUUGAUAUCACGUGAUCAGCUGGAAAUGACUUCUGGCCUGCUCAUGAGACAGUACGUAGCUGCAGUGGCACGCAAAGAUCCUCACAGAAGAGCGCAACGAAAGGCAGAGAAGCAAGCAAGAGCUGCCGCUGAGGCUGCAGCGGCUGCAGAACCGGAAAUUGUAGCUGAGCCACUCCCAAAUCAGAAUGAGGUUCAGAUUCCAUGCCAUCUUCGUCCUGCAGUCGAAUCAGAUAUGGAGGCUGUUGCAGCCAUCUAUAACCAAGAGAUAUUGGAUGGAUAUAGAAUGAUGGAUACAAAGCCGGUUAUGGAAAACGACUUUCGGAGAAUCUAUGGUCAAUGUCUCACUGAGAAAAUGCCUUUCGUAGUUGCCGUUGAAGGCUGGCAUGGGACCAUGGAUACAGAUCACGCGAGAGUCUUAGGGUUCGCUCUUGUCACUGCGGUGAGCCGAGGUAUCGCAGGAUCUUACGAUACACUCUCCAGACGUGGUGGCAAAUUAUUAAUCAUUGUCAGACCGGAAUGCCGUCGCAAAAGAAUUGGGACGGCCCUGAUUGAUAUCAUUAUAACCAAUUGCACAGGUUGGCACAUGUCGAAAGGUGGUUAUCAGUUCGUCAAUUUCACUCACGACUGGAUUUCGAGUGAAUUUGGAACCAAUCCUCGCAAGUGGUGGUACCUUGAGUUGGAGGUAAUGAUACGUUCUGCCGAGAAUGAAGUAAAGGCACGAGAAGGUGAGGAGUUUCAGUGGAUCUGGAACUUCCUCGAAGCCGAGUUCAACUUGCUUCUGAAGCAUUAUGAUGAGAAAUGUUUCUAUCAUGAGCAAAAGAUGCAAUGGCUUGACAAGAUUACCUUUCGCCGUGACUGCCGCACGCGUGGAGAGUGAUGUGGUCAUGUUAUUUAUGACCAACUUGUUAAGUUUUGACCGGUUGGAUUGAACAGCGUGAGCAUUUGGCGCAUGGAUUUCAUUUCAUGGCAAUAAACCUUUUGUUAAUCAGCCUGCAUUUGAAGCUAAUAUCUGCCAAAUGAUAUGGUGUUCAAGAUGCCUCAAAAAAGGACGAGAUCAAAAGCGGGAGAUGUAGAGACUGAAGAACCG